This is a messenger RNA of Lutzomyia longipalpis, 1144 nucleotides long. RefSeq names its product ras-related GTP-binding protein A (gene RagA-B). Gene Ontology annotation, molecular function: GTP binding; GTPase activity. NCBI's taxonomy places the organism in Eukaryota, Metazoa, Arthropoda, Insecta, Diptera, Psychodidae. Bases 115 to 1050 code for a protein of 311 amino acids. The record is from RefSeq and is a predicted model, not a curated record. Gene Ontology annotation, cellular component: nucleus; lysosome; Gtr1-Gtr2 GTPase complex. The transcript is spliced from 4 exons. Gene Ontology annotation, biological process: cellular response to amino acid stimulus; positive regulation of TOR signaling; regulation of autophagy.
UGAGGCCCUCUUGCAGAUUUCUUUCGGACGACAUUUUUACUUUUGCUGAACCAAAAAUUGUCUUUUUUACCAAAAAACCACUAUAAAUUGUAAAAUUGUUGAGUGAAAAAGGUGAUGAAUAUGAAGAAAAAGGUUCUUCUAAUGGGCAAGAGUGGCUCUGGGAAGACUAGCAUGCGCUCCAUUAUCUUCGCCAAUUAUAUUGCCAGGGACACGCGACGUCUGGGGGCCACAAUUGACGUUGAACAUUCUCACGUGAGAUUUUUGGGAAAUCUUGUUCUGAAUCUCUGGGACUGUGGUGGACAGGAGUCGUUUAUGGAGCAGUACUUUGCAUCACAGAAGGAGAAUAUCUUCCGAAAUGUAGCCGUUCUAAUCUAUGUGUUCGAUGUGGAGAGCAGGGAGCUAGAUAAGGACAUGCACUACUACCAAUCAUGCUUAGAGGCCAUACUUCAAAACUCCCAGGAGGCAAAGAUCUUCUGUCUCGUCCACAAGAUGGAUCUUGUGGCAGAGGAUCAGCGUGAACAGAUCUUCAAGGAUCGCGAGGAUGAUCUCAAGCGGCUGUCGAAGCCACUGGAGUGCACCUGCUACCGUACAAGCAUUUGGGAUGAGACACUCUACCGGGCAUGGUCCAAUAUUGUCUACAUGCUCAUCCCGAAUGUAAAAGCACUUGAGUACUCUCUGGGUGUCUUUGCCAAGAUAAUUGACGCAGACGAAGUGUUGCUCUUCGAGAGGGCCACAUUCCUCGUUAUCUCGCACUGCGAGCGAAAGGAGCAUCGGGAUGCUCAUAGAUUUGAGAAAGUUUCCAACAUUAUAAAACAAUUUAAACUCUCUUGUUCGAAGCUCGGCGCCAAAUUCCAUUCCCUCGAGGUACGGAAUAGUUGCUUUGCCGCUUUCAUUGACACCUUCACGAGCAAUACGUACGUUAUGGUGAUUAUGUCGGACCCUGAAAUGCCCAGUGAGGCAACAUUAAUCAACAUUCGCAAUGCCCGGAAGCACUUUGAAGAGCUGGAGAGCCCCAAUAGUAACAAUCUUAACAUAAGUUAUCAGAACUGAAAAGAAACUGACAUACAUAUACCUAUAUAUUUUUGAAAAUGAAUUUGUUUAAUAAUUAAAUAAUGAUUUUAUUAAAGUUAUUUUGUUGUCACAA